Zonotrichia albicollis (white-throated sparrow) is the source of this 2900-nucleotide messenger RNA. The record is from RefSeq and is a predicted model, not a curated record. Lineage: Eukaryota; Metazoa; Chordata; Aves; Passeriformes; Passerellidae.
AGGCACGAUGCUCCUGGCUCUGCAGUGCUAGCUUUGCACGCUGCAUGGAACUAUGACACCGGGAUUUGGAAGCCUCAUGCAGGAUGUGCUCUGGUGCUUCAGUCAAGUAAAAGGAGCCAUAGAUGCUGGGGUGACAGAAUCUGACAUCAUCUCCACAGUCGAGUUCAACCACACUGGGGAGCUGCUGGCCACAGGGGACAAGGGCGGCCGCGUUGUGAUAUUCCAGCGUGAGCAGGAGAGCAAGAACCAGCCCCACCGCAGGGGAGAGUACAAUGUCUACAGCACCUUCCAGAGCCACGAGCCCGAGUUCGAUUACCUGAAGAGCCUGGAGAUCGAGGAGAAGAUCAACAAGAUCCGAUGGCUGCCGCAGCAGAACGCGGCCUAUUUCCUGCUCUCCACCAACGAUAAGACUGUGAAGCUAUGGAAGGUCAGCGAGCGGGACAAGAGGCCGGAGGGAUACAACCUCAAGGACGAGGAUGGCCGACUGCGAGACCCCUCCAUGAUCACCGUGCUGCGGGUGCCCGUGCUGCGGCCCAUGGACCUGAUGGUGGAGGCCACUCCGCGCAGGGUGUUUGCCAACGCGCACACCUACCACAUCAACUCCAUCUCCGUCAACAGCGACUACGAGACAUACAUGUCAGCGGAUGACCUGAGGAUAAACCUGUGGAACUUUGAAAUCACAAAUCAAAGUUUUAUUUUUGAAGAGCCCGAGGACCCAAGUAACCGGUCGUUUUUUUCCGAGAUCAUCUCCUCAAUCUCUGAUGUCAAAUUCAGCCACAGUGGAAGGUACAUCAUGACCCGGGACUACCUCACUGUCAAGGUGUGGGACCUGAACAUGGAGAACCGGCCCAUUGAGACCUACCAGGUCCACGACUACCUGCGGAGCAAGCUGUGCUCGCUCUACGAGAACGACUGCAUCUUCGACAAGUUUGAGUGCGUCUGGAACGGCUCUGACAGUGUCAUCAUGACCGGCUCCUACAACAACUUCUUCCGCAUGUUCGACCGCAACACCAAGCGCGACGUGACGCUGGAGGCGUCGCGGGAGAACAGCAAACCCCGUGCCAUCCUCAAGCCCCGCAAGGUCUGCGUGGGUGGGAAGCGCAGGAAAGACGAGAUCAGUGUGGACAGUCUGGACUUUAGCAAAAAGAUCCUGCACACAGCUUGGCACCCCUCCGAGAACAUCAUCGCUGUGGCAGCCACGAACAACCUGUACAUAUUCCAGGACAAGGUUAACUAGGAGGACCAGGUCUUCUUUAGGAGUCUCAUGUACUGAUACCAGUAAACACAUCGUUUCAACUGUUCCUUUUCUUUUUCUUUCUUUCUUUCUUUCUCUCUUUGUUUUUCCUUUCCCUCCUGUUCUUUGUUCAGUCCCUGCUCUGCAGAUGGCGGUUGUGCAGAGGAGCGCUGGGGCACUCCAGCCCAGGGGCCACUGGGGGCACUCCCAGACACCAGAUUUACACAGGGCAGAGUGAGGAUGCCAGGCCUGGCUGUCCCUGUCCCCAGGCACGUCCCCAGGCAGUGCUGGGUGGCAGCAGCCGAUGCUGAGGAGGUGAUGGGGAGGGGGCUGUCAGCUGGAAGGGAUUGAUGGGGUAACACACCACGGGCUCUGGCCAGCUCUGGUGGCAGUGGUCCCACUCCAAUUGCUUUCAACCUGAUCCCAGAAAUAUUCCACCUGUUGUGUGGAAGAUUGGAAUGUUGCCUCCCUUUGCCAUUUUCCACAUUUGUCUUUUUAUUACAAUUAUUUUGUUUUACUAACAGAGACAGCAAAACCAAACGUAAAAUGGAAAAGUUCAGUUUUGCAAAGGACAAGCUUAAGGAGCAGGGGGGAUGUGCUGCACCUCCAGCUGUGUCUGCUCCAGCCAGGUUGCACCCCCAGCCCCAGAACCCUCCUGAGGAUUUGGCUUUGUAGAUACUGUGGUGCCUUCUUUGGUAUAUGAAAUACCUUUAUAAAUGAUGCUUCCGACCUGCAUUGAUCGCAAACCAAACCAACCCUGGGCUCUGCUGCAGUUCUGGGCUUUGCUUUGGUCAUUUUUCUCAUUCUGUUGUGAGCUCUUGCAUGUUGUGACUGACUGUCUCUCUCUCUCUUUCUCUCUCUCUUUCUCUCUUUUUUAAUUAAUUUAUUUAUUUAUUCAAUUUUUUUAAGAUAAAGUAUAAGUUGCUAAUUUAUGACCUAAAAAAAAAUCCAACUGUAUAUUGCUGUUAGCCCCUGACUGUGUCAGAGAGAGGCUGUCUGCAGUCCUACAUUAUAAUAACAAUGAUAAUAAUAAUAAUAAAACCGGUAACUCUUUCUCUUUGCAUGGCGAGGCUGCCCCUUUCUACUCUACAGAUUGGUCAGGUCCCUCUUUACUUGAGCAACUGUUCAAUAAAAAAAGAUUGACUGGAUUUUCUGUAAAUCUGAAAACUGCUCCUGCAGCAAGAAGCAAAUGAAGUCAAUUACAAAAUUCAACACCGUCACUUUGGCAGUGGCGCCCCAGGGGUGACCCCAUUGCCGUCCUCCUGAGGGGACACCUGGCACCCCCGGCAGCCCAGGCCUUCAGGGAUGGGACACGGUCACCAGGGCCAGGUGUGCCCCGGGACAGCCUCUCUGCGGGCACCACGAGGAUCCAGGGACAGGGACUGCUGCACACCACAGAGCUCAUGGACUGCACGCAAAACCAGGAGCUGCCUGGAGACAGGGCCCCCCAACGCCACCUUCAGAGGAGCCAUUCCAAGGGAAGAACAAAGUGCACUGGCUUAUGAAUUUAUUCCAAGGGAUGGCUUUCAGGAGUAACUUUUUUUUUUAAAUGAAAUGGUAAAAUAAAAUAGCAAGUAAAUGCACCAUUUUAUAAGAAAAUGCUCCUUUUUGGUUGUGAAAGGAAAGCCUGCGCUGCAGUGUCAGAAGUAAAGUUGUCCCAAACGUG